Messenger RNA from Chrysemys picta bellii (western painted turtle), 9219 nucleotides. Its product is annotated as KIAA1549 like. The record is from RefSeq and is a predicted model, not a curated record. Lineage: Eukaryota; Metazoa; Chordata; Testudines; Emydidae.
CUGGGUAAGGGGCUGGGCAGGAGACACCCCCGAGGCGGGGUUCUCGGUGGCUGAGGAGCCCAGAAGGGGUCCCCCUCGCCCCGGUAGCGCCGCCUCCGCUGCUCAGCUCCCGGCGCUCAGGAGCUGGGCUGGAGUGGAGGGAGGGCUGGAGAGAGGGGGGAGGCGGCUGGUUGCUACGUGAUUCCUUUGUCGCUGCGGCGCCCUUGCCCGGCUCAGCCCCAGAGCGCGAGCCGGAGCGGAGCAGCCAGCGAGGGGCACCGGCGCCGCGUCCCCCUGAGCCCAGCGUGGGCAGCCAGCGGCAGCGCGUCCCCCUGCGCCGGCCGGGGAGAGGCGCGGGCGCCAUGGGGUCCCCCAGCCUCAGCCGCUCCUCGCAGUCCCUGCACCGGCUGUAAGGCGGCGGCGGCGGCGGCGCGGCGCCCUCUCCUGCACCCUCCCCCAGGGCCCGGGGGCCAUGGCCAGCGGAGCUCCGUGAGCCGUGGGACUCCCGGGCGCUUCUGGAAGCAGGGAGCGGCAUUGAUGUGUGAGCCCCACAAAUGGCUCUCGGUGAGGAGGGGGCUGAUCAGAGGUGUGAGCAUCCCGGGCAGCUGGGGGACCUGUUUGCCGCCUCUCUGCCUUGGGCAGCUGGCAGAGCCCUAGGAUGCCCUGAUCGGCGGAGCUCCCAGCCACCUACCAGCCAAGGGGCCAUCUCCAGGGCUGUCAUGCUGAUUGGGGUGAUCCUAGCCCUUUUCCAGAGUGUCCAGGCUGAACAGGGUACCAAGCAACACCAAACAAAUGUUGCCCCCUCUACAGAGUCUCUUGCUAACUGGAGAUCUAUAUUUUCACCAACAUGGCCUUCAACAGAAAUUAAGUCUUCCUCAAUGGCUGACAUGUCAAUGAGACAAACAUUGGAGAAUGCAAACUUGCUUCAGAUAAUAAAAACAACACUGACUGGCGCCAGAACUAUGGAUCAAACUAAUUUUUCACCCACCCUUUACCAAGGCAGUGGAAAUAGUGCAUCCCAGGAGCCUUCCGAAGUUUCAGCUGAAUCACCAGUGAGGUCAUCAUCUCAAGAUGUAGAUGAAACAGCUAUUGUAUCAGGUUUGCCUCAAAUCAAUAUGUUUGCCACAUUGUCCACAAAGCCAUCAAUGACACAUUCAAGUACUGCUGUGCCAUCUCAGCUAACAUCAUUAGCAACUGUUCCAUCACCAUCAUUUUCUUCAUUGGUAAUACAAUCACCUCAUACCAUUAUCUUUUCUAAGUUGACUGUACUACCCACCAAAGUGCCUUUAUCCACAGAUACUGAAAGUUCCUUCCACAUAGAUUCAACUGACUCUCAUUUUAGUGCAAGCAGAGAUAAUCCACCAAGCACAGUCACUGCUGUAAAUUCCAGUAUAGUGAAUCACACAUUAUCCAGAAGGGGUCCCAAAGAGGUCACAGGUACCACAUCACUUAAUAGCUUUGGAUCAACAAUGAUACAUUCCACAAAGACAAUGGGAAGAGUGUCACCCUCAGAAAGUACGUCCCUACUAUCUGCACACUCUCCUACUUCUCUGUCAGUAAUAUCCUCUCAGUCUUUCCUACCAAUAGCUUCUGAAACGGUGUCAUGGCUUCCUACUGAAAGAACUUCAUUGUCUCACUCAACAGAUAACGUGUCUUCUUCUGGAGCAAUACCCACCAAUCUGCCAUUCAAGGCAGUGGUGACUGACAGAGAGAAUGUCGUCAGCCCAGCUGCAUCAUCACCAGCUUUUAAUAGUAAAUCAGAGAUUCCAAUGGUUAGUACUUCAUUCUUUCAUACCGUGGGCACUAUAUCUGCAUUACCAAAAGUGACAAGUCAUCAGUCUUCCACAUCAACUAAUGACAUGUCGGGUUCUACCAAGGCAAUAUUUUUAUCACCAGCUUCUAAUAGCCCAAUGGGAGUCUCCCAUUCAACAGAAAAUAGGUCUUCCUUUACUGUGCCAAGAACAUUUAUUCCAGAUGCAAUAAGCACUAGCAAUGCAGUAGUUCCACCACCAGCACCUACAAGUAUAUCAGACUUUCUUUUCAGAAAAACCACACUUCCUUAUUCAACAGAUAAAGAAUCUUCCUUAAUAACUGUGACAAAUCAUACUUUUAAUAUUAUAGCACAUACUAGCAAUGCAACAAACUCAACACCAGCCUAUGAGAACACUUCUACAUUCCCUCUAAUAAAUAUUUCGUCCCUUCCCUCAACAGUGUCAAUCAGUCAAGUUUUUGGAAAAGAGGCAAUUGAUACAGUUUAUGAAGCCAACACAGUGAUAUUAUCAAGUGAUUUUGAACAUACUUUGCAACCUUUUGAUGGCUCUUCAGUUAGAGAGGCAUCCCAUCAGUCUUUCGAAACAGGUAGUACAGCCAAAGUGUACACUAACAUACACGCUAACAACGUCCUUUCUUAUGGAUCUCAACGUUCCAGAGUUUCUCCAGAAACUCGAGCCAGCAAACAUACAACAGGAACAAUGCUGCGUGAAAGUAUUUUGAAAACAGAAAUCAUCGGUUCUGUUACUACAUCUGCAGUAUCAUUACCCACUCCCAAUACAGGCCUUUCAAAAUCUGUGUUCACUAUUAAAGAUACACCUGCUAUUCAUAAUUCUACAACUUCACAGCUUUCAGCUAUUAAUGGAGAAAGUCCAACUGUAGACUUAACAGAAAAUGAAGAAACAAAUACAGGAGCAUUCACCAUUGUCACUCCACAUAUAGAAUAUGCCCCUCUACCAGCUUUAAAUAAACCUGAUUUUUCCACUGAUCAAGUUUCAAUCACAGAUGAUACAAAACCAUGGACCACUAUUGUGCCUUCAGAAUUAUAUGCAUUUCCAUCAUUUGUUCCAGCAACAGAAGCCCCAUACAGCCCAUCAUCAGCUUUCUCUAGUAUUUCAAAUGCUGCCUCUGAAAGCAGUUUAGAUACUACAAAGAUACCUAUAAUUACUGUUUCAGCUUCUGAAUGGAGUACUACGUCCGAGCUUACUUCAGCUGGUGUUAGAGUUCUGUCAGUAAAAGAAACAACCAACAUUCCAAUAAUAGAAGUUUCUCCAAGCACUUCUUCAUUAGAAACUGGGUAUCACACCCCAUAUUCAACAAUUUCAGGUCUGCAACCGCAAAUAAAUGAUGUUACAAACAAACAAACUGCUUCUAUCUCUGUAACUUUAGAAACAUCUACAUCUGCAACAUCUAAUCAAAAUGUUUCAACUUCACCUUUGACUGAAAUUAAGUCUCCUAAUUUCACACAAUUUAACAUACGUUCAUCUGCCCUGGAAAUGUCUAGUGUUCAGUAUUCGUCCCAUGCUACCACUACAGCACUACCUGCAGCACAGUCAAAAAAAGAUACUGACACAAUUCAAAAUGUUACUGAAUUCUUCACUCUCAGGGACACUAACUUCACUGAAAACUUUGAAAUAUCCCCCCAUCUGUAUUUGCCUACAGUGAAGGAUUUUGCAGCUGAUGAUACAAGUACUGCUUCUAGCACUCUGAAAUCUCAGACAACCCAUGGUGAAAAUGUCUCUUCAUCAACAAAAGCCUUAUACACAACACAAUCUGAGAUACCAUUGGCUUCUCAAUUCACUGACAAUUUGAUUGUCUCAGCUAAUAAUGAAAUUAGUUCUAUCAGUGGUACACAACCAACAAUUUCUUCCUUUCCAGUAGCCAAACAAUCUUCAAGUUCAACACCGAUAUCUAUUCUAACUACAAAAAAAUACAUGACUUCUGGAAAUUUGACAGACUUUACAAACAGCUCUGUUUCAGAACCACCUAGUCACUUGACUAGCGUUAUUCAAAAACAAGCUACGUUUAGUACAGAGACAUGGCACGCAAAUGGUACAGGUGAUAUUCUAAUUACAGUUGCUGUACCUAAUGAAUCUACCAGUGGCACCCCAUCGCAAACACAUACCACCAAUGCUUUGCAGUCAGUCAUCAUAACUUCUGUCCAUGCAUCGCCAACACAAAUAACCUCUGCUUUUUUGCCAACAACCAACUUUACCCAUUCUGUCAUUACAGUGCUACCUUCAGUGUCGGCGGGUGCAAUACCUACAGUAGCAACUUCAGAAGCAAAAUCAGUAACAGGAAAAUCUGCGCCAACUUCGUCCUUUUUUUCUCUAGGCACUGAAAAUGCACCCUUGCUGUCUGUGACAGCAUUAAGCACAUUGAUAUCAACACUAGCAAAAAAUAACAGUGCCUCAAAAAUGACAUCGACAGUACUAGCACAUACAAACUUUCCGUUUGCACCAAGACACACACCUACAUCACCCCCCCACACCACUGUUAUGUUUCUAACCAAUAAAGUUAGCACAGUCACAGCUUCCACACUGACAUCCACAACACACACACAAAGACAGAUAGAAACCACAGUACCUGACACCAAGAAAUUCACAAGCUCAGAAAUCACCAAAACAUCAACUGCAUAUCCACUGACAAUUACAGCAGCUUUGACAUCUAUUACAGCAUCAGCGAAAACAACUAGGCUCCCCCCUGCUCCAGUGGAAAACAAUUCUGCUGCUCCUACAACUGCAAUUGCAACUUUCGCUAAUGUGACAACAGUUCCCCCUCCGGAAUGCCAGCUGUCCAGUAACCUUAUGGUUAAAUCAGUUCUGUUCCUGAACACAAGAAGGCUGCUGAUCAGCAAUUCCUUAAAAGAGAAUGUGACAAAAGGACUCACCCAAGCAUUGAGACAAGCUUUCAACCAAAAUGUCAACGCUCAAGUUGAAAUUCUGGAACAAUCAAACAACGUGACAGUUGGUUACUACGUUACGAAGGGGAGGUUGGUUUUUAUACCUGCUGUUGUUAUUGAAAUGCUCAUUGCUUAUGGUAUUAGCAACACCACAGCGGACAUAAAGCAGCAUGUGCCAAAUCUUCAGUCUGUUGCUGUACUGGCCUUACCAUGGAAUCCAUUACCUGCAUACCAUUUCCAACUGAAAACAGAGCUGCAGUUUGUUGGUCAAGCAGACAACAUACAGUCAUGCAAGUUUGUUCAGACCAUGGAGCAACGGUUACGAAAAGCAUUCGAGGAUGCUGAAAGAAAGGUCUUAAAUACUAGCAACAACUUAACAGUUCAGAUUUUGAACACAUCAAAUGUCUCCCAAGCUGUCACUUUGUUUUAUGUGGUGAGCAAUCAAAGUACAGCCCUAAAUGGCACCAUCUCCAGCUACCUUCUUAAUCAGCUUUCAGCUGAGCUGGUGGGAUUCUAUCUUACCUAUCCGCCACUGACCAUUGCAGAAUCUUUGGAGUAUCCAAACCUCGAUGUCUCAGAAACUACUAGAGACUACUGGGUGAUUACAGUUAUACAAGGGGUCGACAUUACAUUACUGGGACUUAACAACCAAAGCUUUGCAAGACUAAUGGAGCAGCGGCUGGCCCCACUGUUCGUGAUGUCCCAUCAACAAGGAAGGCGAUUUAAACGCGCUACUACUGUGGGCAGCUACACUGUGCAGAUGGUAAAAAUGCAGCGUAUUCCAGGACCCAAGGAGCCCGCUGAACUGACUUACUAUACAUUAUACAACAGGAAACCUCUGCUGGGAACUGUAGCUGCCAAAAUGUUGAGUACUGUUGAUUCUCAAAGGAUGGCCUUGACGUUAGGUUAUGUCAUCCAAGUACAAGCUGAUCCUGUGGUGAAAAACCCACCAAACAACCUGUGGAUCAUUGCAGCAGUGCUGGCUCCCAUUGCUGUGGUUACGGUUAUCAUCAUCAUCAUCACAGCAGUUCUGUGCAGGAAGAACAAGAAUGAUUUCAAACCAGACACCAUGAUGAACCUGCCUCAGAGAGCUAAACCAGUACAAGGCUUUGACUAUGCCAAGCAGCAUUUAGGUCAGCAGGGAGCUGAAGAUGAGGUUUUACCUGUGACUCAGGAGACUGUAGUGCUACCACUUCCAGUUAGAGAUGCUCCUGCCUCCCAGGAGAGAGAAAUUGCUCAGGAUGGGAGCACCAUUAAAACUGCCAAGUCCAAUGAAACAAGAAAAAGCAGGUCGCCUAGUCAGAAUGGUUCUGUCAUCAGCAACGAAUCAGAAAAGCCCAGUUCAGGCAGAAGCUCUUCACAGAAAGUAAUGGUACAGCAGAAAAUGACAAAAGAUGAGGGAAGAAAGAGAAAUGUACCCCUUAGUGAUGAAGAGGAGGGAGGCAUUCUCUUUGAGAACAUCGCCAAGUCUGCCAUUGAUCCCUUUGACACAUCUUCUGGAUCUGUACAGCUGAUUGCUAUCAAACCUGUAGCAUUGCCUCCCGCUCACCCCGCAUCAGACAGGAGCCAGGAAUCUGCUAUCAUUAAUGGAGAGGUAAACAAAGCCUUGAAGCAGAAGUCCGAUAUAGAGCACUAUCGCAACAAGCUGCGCUUGAAAGCCAAGAGAAAAGGAUACUAUGAUUUCCCCCAGAUUGACAACAACAGAGGGCUGACAGAAAGAAAAAAGAUAUACGAGAAAGCACAAAAGGAAAUAGACCAUGUUUUGGAACCAGAGGCAGAUGUAUCUUCUCCAUUUGCAGAGCCUAAGAACAGGCAGCAGACAAAGAACUCUGUGUACAGAAGCAGACAGUCUCUGAACAGCCCUAGCCCAGGAGAAACCGAGAUGGAUCUUUUAGUUACCCGGGAGAGACCAAGGCGUGGGAUCCGCAACAGUGGAUAUGAUACAGAACCUGAAAUGAUAGAAGAAACAAAUGUUGACCGUGUCAAUGAACCUCGAAGUUAUACCAGAUCCCGUCAGGCUAAAGGCCAUUCUGAGACAUCAACUUUAAGUUCUCAGCCUUCCAUUGAUGAAGUUAGACAACAGAUGCAUAUGCUAUUGGAAGAGGCAUUUAGUCUGGCAUCUGCAGGCCAUGGAGGGCAGAACAGACAAGAUGCUCACAGUUCAGCACAACACUUACCAUACUCUGAAGUGGUGACCAGUGCUCCUGGUACCAUGACCCGACCCAGAGGGGGAGUACAGUGGGUGCCAACAUAUAGACCAGAAAUGUAUCAGUAUAGCUUACCAAGACCAGCAUAUAGGUUUUCUCAGCUUCCUGAAAUGGUAAUGGGCUCUCCCCCGCCCCCGGUUCCUCCCAGAACAGGUCCUGUGGCUGUGGCAUCUCUCAGGAGGUCGACAUCAGAUAUUGGCAGCAAGACAAGAAUAUCUGAAUCCAGUGGGACAGAGCAGGCCCAACAGCAUGAUCCUGCAUCCUUUGCCCCAGGUUCAAGAGCUCCAGUAUCUGUGGGUCCAUUGGAUCAGUCAGCAUUGAACUACUCAGGAAACACAGUACCAGCAGUGUUUGCCAUACCAGCAGCAAACCGACCUGGAUUCACAGGCUAUUUCAUCCCAACACCACCCACAGCAUACAGGAACCAAGCCUGGAUGCCCUAUGCUGGAGAUAAUGAAUUACCAGGGCAAUGGGCAGAUUCGGUUCCACUCCCUGGUUACAUAGAGGCUUAUCCACGAUCACGCUACCAACAUAACUCUCCUUCAAGACUUCCCCGCCAGUACAGUCAGCCAGCAAACAUGCAUCCUAGUCUGGAACAGGCUCCGUUGCCUUCUACUGCAGCUUCUCAGCAUAGCCUCUCAGAAAAUGACCCUUCUGACACACCUCUUACCAACAUUUCUACAGCUGCUCUAGUGAAGGCAAUAAGAGAGGAGGUUGCUAAACUGGCCAAGAAACAAACAGACAUGUUUGAGUUCCAGGUCUAAUACCUUUGUGCACAGUGUUUGUAUCACAUACCUUGUUGUAGCCAAGGAAGUAAGUCUUAAUUUUCAGUUAAAAACUUGCUCCAACUUGUGCCAAAGUGAUGGCAUUUUUCUCCUGAAAGAUUAACACUAGGUUAUUGGGAAAUGGAAUGAAAUAGAACAAGAGGACUUGAAGAUACAGACUCUGUUUGUUUGCUGGAUAAGGGAAAUACUGAUAAGUUCUAUUUAUGAUAUGCAAUUGUUUGUCACUUAGCUCUUGUCCUAUGAGCCCUUUGUCACUAGGAUGCUAUUAAACAUAUGUCUGUGUAAUACUACAGUCUAUUAAGAAUCAGGGGCACAAAAGUAGAACUGUCUAAAAUAACUUCUGCAUGUCAAUUUUAUUUCUGUGAUUAAAGAAGAAAAUACAGUAGUACUGAGUAAACUAAAGGCCAUAAAUCUUCUAUGGUAGAGAUCAUAUUAAUAGUUCAUUACAAAAUAAUCAGGGCUGAAUGCAGUAAAGCAAUGUCAGUCCUUUCCUUCUAGAAACCACAUUCAAACCACAAGAAUUUGAUGUGAAUAAGUAAUAUAAACAAUGUACCCUGUAAAUAGUCCCAGCUCUCAUCCUAUUAAGAUUACAAAGGCCAGAAAGAAGAGAAGACUGUGAAGAGAGUUAAUUGUAUUGGGGUAAUUGGUGGCUUCAGUGUUCACUAAUGCCACUGUUGAGUUACAGAGAAUGUGUUUGCAAUAUUAAGAGAGCCUGUGCUGCACGAUGGGAAGGAAGAUUAACAAAGGAGGUGGGUGCUAAAAGCUUUCAGAAACCCACAAAUGAAAAAUGGUUAUUUGAGUUUUGUCCUACAUUCAAGAGGUAUUCAUUCUGAAUGCAUUGUGAAGCUGGUAAAUUUGAGAACCUUGAGCAAAUCUAUCCAGCCUGGAAUAAUGAAUACACCUGCUUUGACAAGAAGACCUCUAUUUAACAUAGUGCUUUGUACUCUUUCUUGAACAAUGACAUCUAGUAAAGUGAUGCCAGAGAAUGCUACCUGAAGCUGUGAUUGACUUUGAUUACACUGGAGCAAUGAAUACACGAACUCUAGAAUUCUCAGUCUCUGUAGGAAAUUCUGAAUGUAGAGGACCUGCUGAUUACAUUAAAGUGUAAAUAAGUAAACAAGUAUGUGGAUUUAACAAAAUAUUAUUGUUCUGUGAAAAAGAGGGGUAUUUGCUGAACCUACAAUGACUGUAGACUACUCAAGAUAAAGGUUAUACUGCACUGUUAUAUGAAUCCGACCUCCACAAAAACCUAAACAGCUGAAUUUGACAGUAUUCAUCUUUUGCAAUCUCACACAAAAUAGUUAGGAGAUUAUGCAAAAUACUUCCAGUUCCUUCAGUAAUAAUUUAGCUUUGGGAACUGAAGUUGCUUAUGGGAUGCUGUGUUCUGGACAUGUUUGGCUAGUGAAGUUAAAGGUAAUGUUGUUCAUCCUGUUAAUUUAUUCAGCUUCAGAUGCAUAUGCUAUUUUAUCUGGACAUUCCAUUUUCGUAAUGAGUUUCUUUGGUCUUUACUGAGGUGAGAAUGGGAGCUUGGUUUAGCUUUAUGGCCAUUUGAAAAAAAACUGACUGGACAGGAAAA